UAUUCGGUGAACAGAUUUCCUUUUAUUUAUUUGUUCACUGGCAGGCACUCUAGAACCAUUUUGAUUCCAUCUAAACCAUACUAAACUCUUAAGUCAUAGAUAAAUACAGGAGAAAAAGACUUGUAACCUUUAGGAAUUGUUUGACAGAGUGAUGAGUGUUCUAACGGUUUCUUAUUUUAUGCUUUUGGAAUAAGCAGGCAAUGGGCAAGGAAGUCAAGACAGUUGGUUACUUGAUGAAGCCUUCUCGUGAAGAAGAUUUUGCCAAGAGAGGUGCAUUCCCCUUAAAUCCUACACCAGACGGAUUAACUUUUGUGGCCCUUAACUACGAGCUCCCUAUGUCAUGGCAGUUAAAAGAAGUUGACGGCAUUCUACAUAAAUCAACUGAUGACAUCAUUGCUGUUGAAAUGAGCAGCUCUUCAGAUUUUGAAAACAAAGUUACUUAUACAGAGGGCAUGGAACAGUUACAAAGGUACAUCAGAUGCCAUCCUGACUGUUGUGUGAUUGACCCAUUCAGCAACAUUUAUCCUGUUCUUGAUCGGUUGAAAAUACAGCAGACUCUAGGUGGUUUGGAAAAUCUUAAUAGCAAAAGCUGCAGUAAAAUCAGGGGUCCCCAUUUUCUAAAGGUUGUUGAUUUUUGUGAGCCCGAAUUGGAAGACAAGCUAGCCGAUGCAAAACUGUCGCUUCCAAAUAUUGUAAAACCUCAAGUUGCUUGUGGAGUUGCCGACGCUCACAGCAUGGCCAUUGUCUUCAAAGCAGACAGCUACAAAGACCUCAAUGUCCCUCUUCCAGCUAUUGUGCAGGAAUAUGUGGAUCAUUCAUCCACUAUGUUCAAGUUUUACGUUGUAGGGAAGAAGAUUUUCUUUGCAAUUAAGAAGUCUACACCUAAUGCUGAUAUCUUGAUAAAGUUAGCUGAGGAAAAGGCACUGAAGCCAUUACUUUUUGAUAGCUUAAAAUCUCUGCCUGUUGACAAAGACAAUCAGCAAAAAAGUCAAGAUGAAGAUAAUAAACGAAUUGAUCAUGAGCUAGUCACUGAUGCUGCAAAUUGGUUGAGAAAGGCGCUUGACCUUACCAUAUUUGGGUUUGAUGUUGUGAUCCAGGAAGGCACUGGUGACCAUGUCAUCGUUGAUGUAAAUUACCUUCCAUCAUUUAAGGAAGUUCCGGAUGAGGUUGCAAUUCCCACAUUCUGGGAAGCCAUAAAGGAAAAGCUGACUGGAAAAAAGAGCACAGAAGCAGCAAUACUGUUGUAAUAUUCUUAGUAGCAUCACUAAUAAAAAUGUCAUCUAACAGAUGCUUAUGACCAACUUUUCUUUUGUUAUUCACAUGGUAACAACUGUAACUUAUUCUGUAGAUUUGAAAUCCUAUUUCAUUCUCUUCUGUAUGCAUACACUGUCUCAAUGAAUUAAGCCACCAUAAAUCCAUAAUGAAUUCAGCCAUUGGUGUC
Nicotiana tabacum (common tobacco) is the source of this 1441-nucleotide messenger RNA. Lineage: Eukaryota; Viridiplantae; Streptophyta; Magnoliopsida; Solanales; Solanaceae. The record is from RefSeq and is a predicted model, not a curated record.